GUCGUUUGCAUUCGCUCCACAUGGAAUGCUCUCUCUCCAAAGCUCAGCUGUGACACAAGACCCCUCAUUUUGAAGACCCUCAGUGAACUGUUUUCUCUGGUUCCCUCUUUAACAGUCAAUACAGCUGAAUAUGAGAAUUUUAAAGUUCAAGUCCUCAGCUUCCUCUGGACCCACACUCAAAACAAGGACCCCAUUGUAGCAAAUGCUGCAUAUAAAUCUCUGUCACAAUUCAGUGCAGGAGAGCACACCAUUCUUCAUCUGCCUGAAGAGAUAAGACCAGAAAUCCCGACUCCUGAUGAGCUAGAUGAAGACGAAGAUGAUGAGGGCGAUGAAAAGGAUCUGGAUCUUUCCAUUCCUGGCUCUUGCUAUCUUAGACUGUUGUCACUUACUGCUCCUUUGGUUUUACCAGCUUUGGAAGAAUUUUUUACAUCUCUCGUGAAGCAAGAAAUGGUGAAUAUGCCCCGUGGAAUCUAUCACUCUGCAUUAAAAGGAGGUGUCCGCUCAGACCAAGGAAAGACUGUAGCAGGAAUCCCCAAUUUUAUAUUGAAAAUGUAUGAAACCAAUAAACAACCAGGUUUGAAACCUGGCCUUGCUGGUGGUAUGUUAUUUUGUUACGAUAUUUCAACUUAUCAGAGUAAAGAUGGCAAACCAUUGCAUAGACUGAUGGCCAGUAGAGGGCGAAGUUUCAAGCAGACCUCACUUGCUCUAGUGCACGAGGUAGGUGCCUCCCCAUACUGUGUAAUGGUUUCUUCUUGCUUGUAUAUGUUUAGGAGUUUCCCCUUUCAGUUUAUAAUCAUGAAAUUUAGUGUGUGUUUACAAAUCGUUUUUAUUAUAAUUAAU
Molecule: messenger RNA, 840 nt
Organism: Canis lupus familiaris (dog)
Lineage: Eukaryota; Metazoa; Chordata; Mammalia; Carnivora; Canidae
Product: focadhesin-like
Exons: 6
Biological process (GO): regulation of post-transcriptional gene silencing
Source: RefSeq, a predicted model, not a curated record